Molecule: messenger RNA, 1625 nt
Organism: Oppia nitens
Lineage: Eukaryota; Metazoa; Arthropoda; Arachnida; Sarcoptiformes; Oppiidae
Product: RNA-binding protein 28-like
Exons: 4
Coding region: 144-1625 (493 amino acids)
Molecular function (GO): RNA binding
Source: RefSeq, a predicted model, not a curated record
CGAUUUACUGUAUAUUUCAUGACAUGUGCUUUGGAUAAAAACAUAUCAUUAAUAAUAUAAUUAUUAUUAUUGUCUUCAUUUGAUGCCAAUUGUGUCAAACAAUUAAUUAUUGAAAUCAUAAAGUUAACAAAAUAGCGGUCAAAAUGAAGAAUAAAAAUAACAACAGAAAAAUAAAAGAAGAAGAAGAAGUGGAAGAAGUAGAAGAAGAUGAUGACAGCGACGAUGAAAGUAUGGAGUUUAGUGAACGAAGAAGCGAUAAAAAACCAAUUGGUGGUAAUAUGAUGUCGACAAACAAAAUGUCUUUAAAUAGCAGAGAAACUAAUCCAAAGAAACCAUUGGAUGACGCAUCUGAAGAAAGAACUAUAUUUAUUAGAAAUCUUUCGUUUGAAACCACCGGCGAAACUCUCAAUGAAUUUAUGCAAACAUUUGGCGAAACAUUGUAUUGCAAGUUAUGUAUCGAUCGGAUGACCGAACACUCGAAGGGAACAGCAUUUGUCAAGUUUAAGAACAAAGAGGACGCCGAUCGGUGUCUGGAAUCGUCAUCGGCUGACGAUAAUGACAUGUAUUUAGAUGGUCGACAACUUUUUAUGUCGAUGGCUGUCACCAGAAACAAACUUAAGGACAUUCAGGAAAAGCGAUCCGAAAAGGAUAGAGAUAAACGAAAUCUUUAUUUAGCCAAAGAAGGUCUCAUAUAUCCGGAAUCAACUGCGGCUGAAGGCGUAUCACAAUCUGAUCUCAAAAAACGAUUAGCGUUGGAAACUCGUAAACGAAAAAUGCUUCAAAAUAAUCACCAUUUUGUUUCCGAUACGCGACUCUGUGUCCAUAAUCUUCCUCUUGAUUGCGAUAACAAGAAAUUGAGAAAUAUUUUUGUUGAGGCAGUCAGUGAUAAAUCAGCGAAGAUAACUGAGUGUAGAGUAAUGUACGACAAGAAGAAAAAUGAGAAGAAAUUCGGUAAAUCAAAGGGAUUUGCUUUUGUUGAGUUGAGUCAACACAUUCACGCACUCAAGUGUUUAAGACAAUUGAAUAAUAAUCCCAACAUAUUUACACCACAAAAGCGACCAAUUGUUGAAUUUUCUAUUGAAAAUAAAGUGGCGUUAAAUAAGAAGAAACACCGAAUGGAAAAACAGAAAAAUAAUUUGUCAAAGACUGUAGARAACAAUGAGAAGACUAAUAAUAAUAAGAAUAAUAAUAAGAAUAAUAAUAAUAAUAAUAAUAAGAAUAAUAAUAAUAAUAUUAAACAACAAAAGCGUAAAGAAGUGGACAAUUCCGAAGAGUUACCCGAAGAGGACAUCGAUUACGGCGGACUUAUGUCCCGACCMAACAAACAAAAUGAAAAAAUUAAAACACCGAAAGUGAAUAAAAAGUUGGGAGAAAUGCAAAAACAAUUGAAAAUUAGGAAAAAACUAUUAAAGAAGGAUAAGAUUAAAACRGAAAACAAAUUGAGACACAAACAGAAAUUAGAGAAAAGAAAAACUAAUAAAAAUGAAACAAAAGAAAUACAAGACUUACAUGACUUGCAUUACAGGAAAAGAAAGAAUAUAUUCAAAGUUAGUGACAAUAAUAAUAAUAAUAAACAUAUUGUUGUUUCUAAACCUAAUAAACGAGUUAAAUGGUAUAUACAAUAA